UCUGUGUGCGUGUGGGUGUGCGUGCGGUAGCCUGGGUGUGGGCGGAGGGGCGGGACUUGUGCUCUCUCUGCCUUUGGACUUCACAUGAAGUGCCCUUAGAAGGAAGGCGCGUCUGUGCACUGGAGUCUUUAUAUUUACAGUGGUAGCAAGUCCUCAUUGUCCAAGUCAGCGAUCAAAACCACUUUUCUGACACGAUGCAGCUCGUUUGGGAUGAUAUUGUACCUGGGGCUUCUUAGCCUAUUAUUUCUCGGAUCAUCUGCAGAAGGCUUCCUGGCUUCUGGAAGAGGAGCUGCAGGACGUGUGCGUGAGGCGGUGGAGACGGGGAGGUGAGCAGCGCACGCCGCGGCGGAUGACACGGGCAUGGAGAUGUUGCGCCGCUCCUCUGUGUUUGCGGCUGAAGUGUUUGACCGCUCGCCCACCGACAAGGAGUUGGUGUCCCAGGCCAAAGCACUGUGCAGGGACUACAUCCACUCCAGGCUGAACCGUGCCGGGAUGGGCUGGUCUAAGCCUGAACACGUACUGGCUGCAUCAGGUGGGACGCUGGGGGAAAUCUCGUCGGUUCUGCUGUGGCUGGGUGAUGAGUUGGAGUACCUUCGACCCAAUGUUUACCGUAAUGUAGCAAAGCAGCUCAACAUCACCGUGGCAUCGGAGAGCGUGGUGUCUGAUGCCUUCCUGGCUGUGGCCUCAGACAUUUUCUCCACAGGUGUGACAUGGGGAAAGGUGGUUUCAUUGUACGCCGUGGCAGGGGCCUUGGCAGUGGACUGUGUGCGCCACGGUUACCCAGCUAUGGUCCAUACCAUUGUCGACUGCAUGGGCGAGUUUGUCCGCAAAGCCCUGACCUCCUGGUUGAAAAGGCGAGGCGGCUGGGUGGAUUUAACUAAAUGUGUGGUCAACACUGAUCCAAGCUUCCGCUCUCACUGGCUUGUGUCUGCUGCCUGCACCUUAGGACACUAUCUGAAGGCCAUUGUGUUAUAUCUCCUCAGGGAGAAGUGAAAGAUGAAGUCAGAGACUGGUGUCUGAGCAGCUCUGUACACCACCAUCACCACUCCAUUAAGACAACCACUGCUUUGGAUUAUGUUUACACUCUGGUGCACUGAGCCUUCACCUGUCCCAUCCCAGAAAAUGGACCUUCCUUGCUUCUCCUAGAUCCUCUUGUCUAUUUAUUGUUGAUGGUUACAUAGUAUAGUGCCACACAAUGGAUGUGGAUGCAUAAAUCCAUCCACUCAUAAAGUUUUUAGCUUUUCUUUUUUUCUUCCAACUGUCUACCUGCCCAUUUUGCUGCCUGUUUGGCUGCCCCUAGUGAUUGAAAAUGGUAAAUACCACUAUUAUAUUCUACUACAUUCACACUUAAAUUGAGAAUAUUCUCCAGGAUCAUGAGAUCCUGAUCUUACAAAAAUCUCCACUACUCAUCUGGGUGGUAUAUGUGCUCCAACAGAUAGUGCAUGGCAUCUUUUUUCUGAAUUGUUUGAAAAAUUUUUUUUGUUUUUUUCUUUUCUCACUCCAGAUUUAUUUUAUUUCAGCCUGUGUAGACGGGUUUUUGUGUUUUCAUCACAAACAGGACCUAACUGUCAGUUUUGAGACACACUCAUCUAUAGUGAUGGUGCAGAGUGGUGCAGUUUUUUCCAAGUCGAAGGAUAGAUUAAAAGAACAUCUUAAUUAUGCUUAAGACAGCCUUGCUUUUUACCCCCACCCAACACACACACACACACACACACACACCUACACCUACUACUAUAUACAGUCCCUAAAAAGAGCCUACAACUAUUACAAAUAUGUAUUUCAGACAGUACUACGCCUCCAGAGUAAUUCUCUUCUGUGUUCCUUGUUCACUGUGAGACUGUGUAUUAUAUUGCUGUACUGUAACUUCAGAAAUGCAAGUUAGUGUUUUCUCUGAGUUAGAGCACUUUGAUAAUAACAUUUCCAUUUAUAGGUAGAAUUUAUUCCAUGAAUAAUUUCACUUUAUAUGGCAUGUAGGACUAGAAAAUAAGUAAAUGUUUGAGUCCACUGCAACUGUAAAUAAUAUUAAAAAAUGGUUACAACAGUCCAUGUCUGCAUUUUAGUCGUUUUAAUAAACUGUCUGUCUGUGACUAUAUGACAUGUCUGUACCCAAUGAAAACCCAGAUUUACAUUUAUUCCAAAAGUUUUUAUGUCCAAUACUUAUCAACUUUUUUGUACACUGAAUUGUUUGGCUGUUGAACUGUACAUAUAUUGUUGCAUGUACAGUGCCAUAGUAAAGGUGAAAUAAAUAUUCAAU
This is a messenger RNA of Monopterus albus (swamp eel), 2254 nucleotides long. RefSeq names its product BCL2 family apoptosis regulator BOK a (gene boka). Gene Ontology annotation, biological process: release of cytochrome c from mitochondria; regulation of apoptotic process; intrinsic apoptotic signaling pathway in response to DNA damage. Gene Ontology annotation, molecular function: BH domain binding. The record is from RefSeq and is a predicted model, not a curated record. The transcript is spliced from 5 exons. Gene Ontology annotation, cellular component: mitochondrial outer membrane. The coding region runs from base 361 to 993 and encodes 210 amino acids. Lineage: Eukaryota; Metazoa; Chordata; Actinopteri; Synbranchiformes; Synbranchidae.